AUGUUAGUCGGAACCGAGCGGCUGAGCGCCUUUACCGCACGCAACGACAAUGGCGUUCGCAUCCAGAUCAACAGCCGCUCUCUCGGCACUCCGCCAAAUUGGAUCGGGCCCGGCUGUCGCAUCCAGCUCGCGCAACGUCGUCGCUUCAUUCGCAACUUCGGCGUCAUCCUCUUACGCCGCUCCAACACCCGAAGAUGCCACUGCACGCAAAGCGCCGUACUCAGCCGCUGCCGAGGCAUCUCCAGCACCCACAGACUUGAAUGCCAUCGGACGUGGGCGUAA
Pseudozyma hubeiensis SY62 is the source of this 282-nucleotide messenger RNA. RefSeq lists its product as hypothetical. The record is from RefSeq and is a predicted model, not a curated record. The coding region runs from base 1 to 282 and encodes 93 amino acids. The transcript has 2 exons. Lineage: Eukaryota; Fungi; Basidiomycota; Ustilaginomycetes; Ustilaginales; Ustilaginaceae.